Molecule: messenger RNA, 2145 nt
Organism: Punctularia strigosozonata HHB-11173 SS5
Lineage: Eukaryota; Fungi; Basidiomycota; Agaricomycetes; Corticiales; Punctulariaceae
Product: AMP deaminase
Exons: 12
Coding region: 19-2031 (670 amino acids)
Biological process (GO): AMP metabolic process; IMP salvage
Cellular component (GO): cytosol
Molecular function (GO): AMP deaminase activity
Source: RefSeq, a predicted model, not a curated record
GAGGCGCAUGCUCCGCCUAUGGCUUAUGAUGCGGCAUCAGCGCAUGAGCUUCCUCGCAUCUUCGACAGUUUGAUAAAAUGCCUGCAGCUACGGGACAAAUACAUGCUUAAGUCCUGCCAGCGCCUCGGCGACAAUCCCAAAGACCAUGACGGUCACUUCACCGGCCUACCAAAAGAUCUUGCUGAUGUCUCCGGCGUGAGGCCUGACGUAGUCCUGCCCACGGACCCAGGUACAUCGGUUUCCAGUCCGUACAAACCCUGGACGAUCUACCCCAAACCGCCUCCGCCGCACUGGCACUGGACAGAUAAGACCAAACCAGUACCUCAGCCAUCGGGAUCUACUGCUCCUCAGGAUGACACGGAAGAGUUUGACUUCAGCAAGUGUAUCAUCCCCGAGGCUGAUGAUCAGCUGGUGUUCGCCCUGGAUGAGAAGGGCGUGUACCAGGUAUAUGACUCGUUAAAAGCCGCGAACAAGGAACCGAUCUUCGAUAUUCCCAAUUUGCGAGAGUACUUCAUGGACCUCGACUACGUUUGCAGCGUCAUCGCCGACGGUCCCACAAAGAGCUUUGCCUUCCGCAGGCUGAAAUACCUUGCAAGCAAGUUCACUAUGUACAGCCUGCUCAAGGAGUUCGACGAGAUGAGCGAUAUGAAGCGUGUCCCGCACCGUGACUUUUACAACGUCCGCAAGGUCGACACGCACGUUCACCACUCUUCGUGCAUGAACCAAAAACAUUUACUGCGUUUCAUCAAAUCGAAGAUGAAACGCAGUCCUCAUGAUGUAGUGAUAUUCCGUGACAACAAGGAGCUCACCCUCGAGCAAGUUUUCCAAUCCCUCAACCUCACUGCCUAUGACCUAUCUGUGGACACCCUCGACAUGCACGCACACCAGGAUUCGUUCCACCGGUUCGACAAGUUCAACCUGAAGUACAACCCCAUCGGCGAGUCGAGGUUGCGGGAGAUUUUCCUGAAGACCGACAAUUUCAUCCAUGGAAGGUAUCUGGCGGAGCUGACGAAGGAGGUGAUGACCGACCUAGAGCAGAGCAAGUAUCAGAACUGCGAGUGGCGGAUAAGCAUCUAUGGUCGGUCCGAGAAGGAGUGGGACAAACUCGCGAAGUGGAUCAUCAACCAUAAACUGUACUCUCACAACGUCCGGUGGUUAAUCCAGGUGCCUCGCCUGUAUAGCGUCUACAAGGAAAAUGGAUCGGUCGAGACUUUCGAGGAUAUCGUUCGGAACGUCUUCAAGCCCCUCUUCGAAGUGACCAAAGACCCCUCCUCGCACCCAGAACUACACGUAUUUUUGCAGCGUGUUGUUGGAUUCGACACUGUGGACGACGAAUCAAAAACAGAAAGGCGCAUCCACAAGAAGUUCCCGUAUCCGCAUCUAUGGAACACCAGCCAGUCGCCGCCAUACUCGUACUGGGUGUACUACAUGUACGCCAACAUGGCGUCGCUCAACAACUGGCGGCAAAAGCGGGGCUUUAAUACGUUCGUCUUUAGACCCCACUCGGGCGAAGCCGGCGACCCGGACCACCUUACAUCUGCCUUCCUCACAGCGCACUCGAUCUCGCACGGCAUACUCCUGCGCAAGGUGCCCGUGCUCCAGUACCUCUUCUACCUCAAGCAGAUCGGGCUUGCGAUGUCCCCGCUCAGCAACAACGCGCUGUUCUUGACGUACGAGCGGAAUCCGUUCCCCGACUUCUUCAAGGUCGGGCUGAACGUCAGUUUGAGUACGGAUGACCCGCUGCAGUUCCAUUUCACCAAAGAACCGCUGCUGGAAGAGUACAGCGUCGCCACACACAUCUAUAAACUCCCUCAGAGUUCUCUGGCCGAGCUGGUUCGCAACUCCGUGAUCCAGAGCGGAUUCGAGAUGGAGAUCAAGCGCCAUUGGCUCGGCCAAGAUUGGUAUUUGCCAGGCGCGGCGGGGAACGAUAUCCACAAGACGAACGUACCCGACAUUAGGCUGGCGUAUAGGCACCAGACGCUCGCGGAGGAGCUCAAAAUGAUCCACGGCGGCCCUGUGCCUCACCCUUGAGCGGAUCGACCAUCAUGAACCCCACAAAAACAUUCAUAUGCAAAGCCCUAUGUCUGAGAUCCACGGUUUAGAAAUGCUCAGUGCCGUCUAGGUGACAUGGAACCACACUACGCC